CUCUAUGAGGGUUCACACUUCAUGUGCUCUGUGAGAGCACGGGCAAUGCAUGACAGAGAGCAAAUUACAGAUUUUAACUGACAAAAUCAUGGCAAAACAUUGGCACAUGGUGUAUCUGUUCAGUGUCUGGCAGCUCCACACCACUGAGGUAGCAGCUUUCAAUCUGGACACCCAGAAUGUGCUCCAGAAAAAUGGAAAUCCAGGAAGCCUGUUCGGAUAUUCUAUUGCUUUCCACCAGCAGCUAAACCCUGCCAAAAAGAACCUAUUGCUGGUAGGAGCUCCGCGAUCAAAACAUCAGAACCAAGUUAAUGUUACGGGUGUUGUUUACCAGUGCGAUCUUACAACUACAUCUGACCGCUGUCAGCCCAUCCAGUUUGAUAAUAAAGAAUUCCUUGAUAGUAAAGGCAUAAAUGGCCAGUGGAUGGGAGUCAGGGUGGUGAGCCAAGGUCCCGGUAAAAAUGUAAUGACUUGUGCUCAUCGAUACCAGCAGUGGGACCCGAGCCCAAGCCUUUAUGUCCCUCGCCUAGUGACGGGCCAGUGUUACCUCUUAGGGGAUAAUCUGCAGGUUGGACAGGAAGAGAGGAAGUGGAGGAGGGUAGUUUGUGAUUCUCAACACCUCCAACGUCCAAGGACCCAUGCCUGGUUUGCAUACUGCCAACAGGGUCAUGGAGCAUCUUUUGCAAAGGAUAACAAAUCUCUGUUAUUUGGAGCACCAGGAGCAUACUAUUGGAAAGGAAUCAUUCGAAUGGAGCUCUUGGACGACCUGGACAUCUUCACUGAAGAUUCUCGUGAGACCGGAGAUCUUAACCAGUUAAACACAGAGCUCAUUCCUCUUAAGAGUGACAGCUACCUGGGAUUCUCCAUUGAUUCUGGUAUGGCCCUCAUCAGGAAGGGUGAGCUGACCAUCGUAUCGGGAGCGCCUCGAGGAGGUUACAGUGGCCAGGUGGCGUUUCUGAAGGCAGAUCCUGUGACACAGACAAAUUUGUCUGUGGAGUUAGUCCUCUCUGGUCCAGGCUUAGCCUCCUCCUUUGGCUAUGAUGUGGCAGUGGUGGAUCUCAAUGGUGAUGGGUGGGAGGACCUUGCUGUAGGAGCACCGGAGUUCUUUGUUAAAGAUGGUUUGGUUGGAGGAGCGGUCUACAUCUACAUCAACAACAAAGGAAAAAACUGGGACAAGAUUGUUCCAACACAACUUCUUGGACCUAAAGAAUCCAUGUUUGGCCUUGCAGUGGAAAACAUAGGAGACAUCAAUCAAGAUGGUUUUGGAGAUAUUGCUGUGGGGGCACCGUAUGAUGGUUCUGGUCAAGUAUACCUUUACUAUGGCUCAUCAGAUGGCAUCCACAAAAAGCCAGCACAGAUAAUCUCAUCAGGAUCCAACAAAGUUACUCUGUUUGGAUAUUCUCUGUCUGGCAACUUGGAUGUGGAUAACAAUCAGUACCCUGAUCUGGCUGUGGGAUCUUUUUCUGAUUCUGUCUUUGUUUUCAGAGCACGGCCAGUGGUCAGUGUCAGCAGCACUUUGAAGGUAACACCAAAUCAAAUAGACAUCACAAAGGAACAAUGUGAUAAACGUACAUGUUAUUUUACAGCUCAGGCGUGCUUCACCUACACAGCACAUCCAGCAUCGUUAAACCCCAAACUGAUGCUUAACUACACUUUUGAGGCUGAUGCUCAGAGGAGAAAAGCAAGGCUUGAUUUUGUUCGUUCAUCUCGAGGAAGACUCGAGCUGCCUGGACAGAAGAGGGAAGUCUGUACUGAAACCAGACUCCGACUUCUGCGUGAUAUCAAGGACAAGCUGCACAAUAUCUCUGUGUCUGUCGCCAUCUCCCUGUGGACGAGUGGUGACCUGUCCGACCUUACUCCUGUCCUCAAUCAUUUCCAGCCAAAGAGCAUUGUCUCAGAGAUUAUCUUAAUAAACAAAGGAUGUGGCAGUGAUAAUAUUUGCCAAAGUAAUCUAGAGAUACAGUACAAGUUCUGUUCCAGAAAAACACAAAAUAAUCAGGAUGUCUUUGAAUCAUUGGCCAGAGAUGAUGGCGUUGCAGUCAUCACUCCUUCUAAAGAAGACAUAGCUUUGGAGAUCACUGUGACUAACAGGGAGGGAGAUGACGCACACCAGAGUCACUCAAUCAUCAGCCUCCCAGAUACUCUUCAUUACUCGACUAUUGUCUACAAUACAGCAGCUGGAACACAAGUGAGCUGUACGGCCAAUGACAAAGGAACACAAAUAGACUGUGAUCUUGGAAACCCACUCCAAAGAGAUGCUGAAGUUACUUUUUACGUCAUACUCUCGACAUCAGGCAUCUCACUCAGUACAAAAGAAGUCAACAUCACUCUGCAGCUUGAAACGAAAAGUGUGCAGACCAUACAGCCUGUUGAAGCACUCGCCAAAGUGGUUUUUGACCUGGAGCUGCAAGUAUAUGGACUAGCCAGGCCCUCUCAAGUGUCACUUGGGAAAACCUUAAAGGGCGAGAGUGCCGUGAAGUCAUUGGAUGAAAUUGGAACUCCAGUUCGGUUUGAUUUUAAGAUAAUAAAUUUGGGCAGACCCCUGAAAUCCUUCGCCAAUGCAUCAUUAAACAUCUACUGGCCAAAGGAGAACGCUGUAGGAAAAUGGUUUCUGUACUUGACUCAGAUCAGCAGUGACGGUGUACAGUCUGUUCCCUGCUCACCUGCAGAAGAGGUCAAUCCACUUAAAGGUGUAAAGGGUUGGCACACACCGUCCAGGAAAAGGCGUGAAGCUGAAUUUGAUGCACUCUUUACUGAUGGAUCAUUUCUUCCAACGAGAAGGAAGCACAAAACGUUGACCUGCUCAGAUGGAUUGAAGUGUGUGGAGAUGCGCUGCCCUCUGCUGGGUUUGGACACUACUGCAGUGUUGGUUCUGCACUCACACCUCUGGAACACCACUUUUACAGAGGAUUACAGCUCUUUGAACUACGUAGACAUUGUUGUGGAUGCUACACUCAGUUUAACAAACACUCCAGAGAAUAUUGGACUUAAACCGGAGAAUCCUGGGACAAAGGUGAAACUGACCGUGUUCUUUGAGAGAGAAGUUAAAUACAUCGCCAAAAUUGCUUGGUGGAUCAUUUUCCUGACAGUCAUUGCAUUGCUCCUGUUGUUGGCAGUUCUUGUCUUCUUGAUGUGGAAGCGUGGAUGCAUCAACUGCCUCGCUCAGAAGUCCUCACAUGAUGAAGAGCUUAAGAAAGAGACAACUCCCCUUAAAGGCUAAAUUACAAAACUGUGCCUCAGUAGUACGAGACACAUGGCAGUCACCUAAGAUGUGAUAACUAAUGCAGAAUUGCAUGAUAAUACAUGAUGAUUUAGGACGAAUUUGAUGCAGGUUUUUUUUAACUGCAGUGUAUUUUAAAUUAAAUGUACUGUAAACAAGGUUAGAAAAGAAUUGCAGACACU
Larimichthys crocea (large yellow croaker) is the source of this 3399-nucleotide messenger RNA. Its product is annotated as integrin alpha-6. The transcript is spliced from 25 exons. The coding region runs from base 50 to 3217 and encodes 1055 amino acids. Gene Ontology annotation, molecular function: integrin binding. The record is from RefSeq and is a predicted model, not a curated record. Lineage: Eukaryota; Metazoa; Chordata; Actinopteri; Sciaenidae. Gene Ontology annotation, cellular component: external side of plasma membrane; integrin complex. Gene Ontology annotation, biological process: integrin-mediated signaling pathway; cell-cell adhesion; cell adhesion mediated by integrin.